This is a messenger RNA of Anoplopoma fimbria (sablefish), 2104 nucleotides long. It is a transcript of the gene zup1, whose product is annotated as zinc finger containing ubiquitin peptidase 1. The record is from RefSeq and is a predicted model, not a curated record. NCBI's taxonomy places the organism in Eukaryota, Metazoa, Chordata, Actinopteri, Perciformes, Anoplopomatidae. The transcript is spliced from 12 exons. The coding region runs from base 136 to 1977 and encodes 613 amino acids.
AGUCUUACGGUUUAUUUUGGUAGCACGACGCCAUGAACCUACAUUUACGCAAGGUUUUGAACGUGAAGAAAGAAAAGCGAAACAUAGCUCUACCUUGCUAUAAACACUGAGUUCAUUGCAUCGACCGCUGCAGCCAUGCUGACCUGUGAAAUCUGCGGUGAGGACAUUAUGUUGGAGGAGGACAUGAGGACGCAUCUCCUACUCAGCCACCUGGAAAAUGACAUGCACUGCCCACUGUGUCCCCUGUCUGGUGUGUCCUACGACGAACUCUGCUUCCACAUCAGCUCCGCCCAUCCAGAGAAGCAGCGCGGAGCGCAGGAUCCGGACCGUUUCUCAUCCACUUUGGGCUGCUGCUCAGCUGGAACAGACACUGGAGUAACCGGGAGCAAAAAGCCCCAGACGCCUCAGUCCUCGGCUGGUGAAGCAGCACCCACCGGUGCCUCUCGUGUCACCAGAGACUUGGUCCGGCCUAAAUAUAAUAGUACACCAGACAGUGAAGGUUCGUCCACUGGGGAGGCUGCAUCCGUCACAAGGAGCCCUAAAACAAGACAGGAGGCUGUCCGGCACUGUGAUGAGGACAAAGAUGGGGUUAAAUCCGAGCACAGGGGAGCCAAACAGAAGCGGCUGUCUUCACCAGGAAAAGAGAAGCUGUUCCCCUGCCCCAUGUGUGCACUGGUCUGCAGCAGCUGUUUCAUCCUGCAGGAGCAUGUGGAGUUACAUCUGCAGGAGCAGCGCUCAGCUGAAGGGUCAACUCUGGAGGCGUGUUCCCCAGCCAUGGCAUCACCUUCAGCCAGCAGACUCUCAGGAGAGGAGAGAUUUGAGUGCCCUAUGUGCGCUGUCGUCUGCAGUGACAGCUUCUGUCUGCAGGAACAUGUGGAACUGCAUUUAGACCACGGGGCAGCUGUGAACUCUGCAGGGAGCCCCGGCUCUGACCUUAAGUUGGCCAGGCAGCUUCAGCAGGAGGAGGAGCAGAGGAGGAGGCUGGAGGAGGCCCAGCAGGAGAGACAGGAGUUCAAGAAGCUGCAGAGGCAGUUUGGUCUGGACGGCAGCGGGGGCUACAGCAGACAGAUGGAGAGGACCAUGGAGAGGGCUGUGUCCAGGGGUCUAAUGGCCCCUGCAGAGUUCCACUGUAAGAGGGCUGAGAUGAUGGAGUCGCUGGCCUUAGGGGUUGAUGAUGGCAGAACCAGAACUCAAGGUGUGGUCCGAGCACUGUAUGAAUAUUAUCAGACGGAAUGCAAAAACUCUGUCCACGUGUGGCUGAGCGCUGACACCGACCACUACUGCUCGUCAGCGGGGGAUAAAGGCUGGGGCUGUGGAUACAGAAACAUCCAGAUGCUCCUCUCCUCUCUACACACAAUAGAUGCAUAUGCUCCCCUCCUGAAAGAGAAGGAAGUGCCUAGCAUCCCUCGGGUGCAAAGUAUGAUCGAGGAGGCUUGGAAAGCAGGGCUGGAUCCGCAUGGUGCGUCCCACUUCAACCAGCGGCUGCAGGGAACACAAGCCUGGAUCGGAGCCACAGAGAUCUACACCCUCCUCACCUUCCAAGGAAUCAGUGCCCGCAUCAUUGACUUCCACAAGCCGACAGGCCCAGGGGACACCCACCCCCGGCUGUUUGAGUGGGUGAAGCAGUACUUCCAGUCCGGCAGGAGCGGCAGGCUGCCCCCCAGACUCAUCCGAACUUCCCUGCCCCCGCUUUACCUGCAGCACCAAGGUCACAGCCGCUCUAUAGUGGGCUUGGAGCAGAAGAAGAACGGGAGCCUGUGCCUACUGCUUCUGGAUCCCGGCACCUCGGCCUCAGACACCAGGAAGCUGCUGAGCAGGGACACUGUCUCACCAGCCGUCCGCCACGUCAGGAAGUUCUCCGGCAGCCUGAAGCACAAACAGUACCAGGUAGUGGCAGUGCACGGCGUGAUGUCUGCUGAGGAGAAACAGAUAAGCAUCUUGAAUUCCAGGACGUUAUGUGCUGAACGGAUCCCGUGAACAAGAGUGCACUUUUUAAUCUCCUCCAUCUUGUUUGUUUUUACUGUGAACAUGCAUUUGAUUGGGUCAUUUGCUAAUAAAUUAUAUAAUGUAAACGUUUACUUAUUUUUUUAAUAAACUCUGUGCU